This is a messenger RNA of Anarrhichthys ocellatus (wolf-eel), 6863 nucleotides long. It is a transcript of the gene add2, whose product is annotated as adducin 2 (beta). Gene Ontology annotation, cellular component: postsynaptic density; plasma membrane; cytoskeleton. The record is from RefSeq and is a predicted model, not a curated record. NCBI's taxonomy places the organism in Eukaryota, Metazoa, Chordata, Actinopteri, Perciformes, Anarhichadidae. Gene Ontology annotation, molecular function: actin filament binding. Gene Ontology annotation, biological process: barbed-end actin filament capping. Bases 3673 to 5685 code for a protein of 670 amino acids. The transcript has 15 exons.
UGUUUAGUUGUGUCGGUACGAGGCACUCGUAGUUAAAAGGCUGGGGCGUAGUAACCUACAAGGUCCUCCCUGACGCGUGUGUGCGCCGAUAGCAUCCUUUACUGCCUGAUGUUUACCAUGUUGUCGGUCGUAUACGGCGCAUCCCACUCCCUUCUGUUGAUAUAUUGUACUGUGUGCUCUUAUAACGCUAUUAACAUAGCAUAAAUACUCGGCGCACAACACCCUCUCCAUAUUGGCCAUGCUUUUCUUUUUCUUCAUUGUGCUCUGCAGAAGAAGGCCCGUGACGAAGGUCUCAUGUGUGCAGUUUGCGACGUGUAUUCAGAUCGAGGCUGCAAGUCUGUGAUGGCAGUGUGUUAGAAAAGCACCGUCUAAUCUGGCUCAUUAGCGUGAUGGCUGUUUGUUAUUUUACACAAGCUCAGCCUGUGAGUAUGUGUGUGUGCGCGCGUGUGUUUUCCGGACAGUGUCAGGAUUAACAUGCUGGACAUUAUGAGCUAUUUUGGCAAUUUGACGUGAUGUUUUGUUUGUUUUAAAUGCGCGGUUCUUUACGGAGGGAGAGUCGUGCGGUGUUGAGCUGUGGCUGCAUUUUGUGGGUGGCCAUUAGCGGAUCCUGGUGCUGAUGCUGCAGCGCGCGCGAGUGUUGCUAGGCAGCCAUGCAGCGCGCGGGCCGCUAGCGGGUAGAGGAGCGGAGGAGGAUUAAAAUAAAAAGAGCAAUAAAACGAGGUUGUUCAUUCACGUUGAAAUGUGGAGCUGUAGAUACGUAAUAGGUUGCCUUGCACUCACGUGGCUAUCUGAUCGAUAAACAUGUCCUCUUCCUCCCCCAUGUCCUCCUCUUCCUCCCCCAUGUGGCUCAGUGUUGUUGGGAGUGUAGAUUGUAAUCUCCCUCAGCACAAUGGCAGUGGAUGGAUUCAUCUGAGCCACAGAAGUAUAGAAGUUGAUGUUGGUGGAAUUAAGUUUCUAUUAUUUAUCCUGAAUCUAAAUAAUGUCACGUAUGUUGAAUUACUGAAUAGUCUUACAUGAAUAAAUAUAAACUAUUCAUACAAAAAAAAAGUCUUGAUAUAGAAACUGUGACUAUACAUUAUACAAAAAUGAAAGGAUGUUUGCUGUUUUAAAACACCUUAAUAUCAAGUUUGUAGUUAUUGAAAUUCAAACAUGAGCUGAAAGGAAUUAAACAAUCAGCAAUGAUUAAGGGAUAUGCACCUCUCUGGCCAAAAGCUGUUUUUCCAUUUGCUCCUUAAGUGUUUUGUAUAUUUUGCUAUUGUAUAUUUACAUUUUAAGUGGAAGCCAAAUGUCUCAUUAGAGACUAGAAUCUCCUGCACCGAGUCAGCAAAAUACCUCUACACCAUUCAUGCAUUUUCAUCUUGUGCAUGCAGCACUUAGAAAACACUGCUUGAUGUUUAGAAUUAAUUUAUUUUGGGGUUGAAUACAACAAAGGUUCCCUUGUGAGUUAAUAAAAAUGCCAUAAUAAUUUAGUUUAGUAGGCUUAUCUUGGUGUGUUGUUAGGCAGGAAUAUUAGUUUGGAAGUCCUUUUUAAUUGACAUUGUGUUAAAUAAAAAUGCAGUUGAGUUUCAAUUAUAUGUAGGUGUAAUCAAUACAGACUCAUUCAUUCUCCAACAUGCUACUACAUGACUCUAAAGAAGUGUAACAUUGGAACGUGUUGUCUACCAUAACAUUAACGGCAAAUAUGAUGAGUUGCAGCGAUUUUAGAAAGUAAAACCAUGAUCACAACACUUUUAACGUAUUUGUUAUAGAAACUGGUUUGUUGGAAAGUCGCCACUUAAUGGUUGGGAUCCACUGACGGUCAUCAUGAUUUAAUCCCAAUGAAAGUGAAGCCAAAGAAAAUCAAUCCACAGCUAUUUAGGUAAUUUAUACCCGUCUACCUCUCUGCUGAUGGAUGUCAGUGCUCUGACAUCAGUCGAUACCGGCAUGUGUAUGUGAAUAUAAUCGACAUCAAACUUAAUGCAUGGGUGGUUUCUUUCACCUCUUUUUAAGGUACAGAUUAGGCCGGAGACCUCAGAGUAUCUCGCAGCAGAGCAUUACAUCUAUUUAUCGUGUGUUCUGGUGAAGGAAAACACAGCGAAUAGUAUUUGUUAAAUAUUUAUUUGUUAAACUGAACAUAACAGAAAUUCUUCUUUUGCUGUUUGAUAAGAACGCGGCUGUAGAAGAGGAGAGACGGGCAGCUUUCCUUCUUCCUGGGAUUUAAUGAAACAAGUGUGAGGUGAUGAUGCGGCAUGAUCAGCCAUCACAGCGCGACUAAAGAUGAGAGGAAGAGGGAGUGAUGUUGGGCCAACAGCCAGAUCUAUAGCUGAACAAUUAUUUUAAAAUGUUAUCAAAAUGUUACCACAAUUUUCAAAUCACAGGAGGCGUAAUAUUGUGUGUCAGAAUAUCAUUUAAAAUGUAAUAUUGUCAUGCCUACAAAUCAUAUUCUACAGACUUAACAAAACAUCUGUUUGUACAUAUGCCGGGAAAACGUUUUUCAAUAAAAAUGAUUUUAAAAUGGUCAUUCCCUCUAAUAUUGCAAUAUUGGUCAAAGUAAUUCGUUUUGUUUUCCAACGUUUUUUUCAGCCCCAGCCAGAUCUCUAAGUCUCCCCUUAGUCAUUAGGAGCGUCCCUUGAGAGAGAGAGAGGCUUUAUGUCUGCUGCCUGCCAGCAGCUGGGCCCCUCUACCCCCAGAGAGAGAGUCAGAAACACUCUGAACCAACCUCUAUUGUGAGACUGUUAGGCAGUAAGCUGCCUCACAUUUAGGCUUUUAUAGAAUGACUGCUGCUUAUUAUUUUAAGAUCAGCGACUUUGUUUAAGACGUCUUCCUGGAUGCAUUCGACUGAAGAUAUAAAUAUCCGUAUGUGAUGUGCAUAAAAUCUAAAAACUGACCAUCAAAUCACAAUGAACACACCCUUUAUUUGAAAGGCAAAUACCUUGUAUUAGUAAGUUGAACAGAGCAGCUCCUUCAUUAUCAAAACAAGACAACAUAAUGCUCGUAUGUCAGUGUAUGAUUCUGGAGUUUAGUUAAUCCUUUAGUGAAGGGAUGAUGUGGCGUUUCAAUGCUUUUCAGUGCAGGCAGCCUGGUGUUGUCGUCAGGUUAAAAGUUCAUCCAGAAACUCCAUUAAAGGUUUAGUCAUCUGUCAGAAUUUCUCGUGUGCAAAAAAAAACGAGAUUUAGAAAAAGCACAUGGAUCUGAUGUAAGUUGCUUUUGUGCUGUUCGAGCGAGUGAGCAUCUUAAAAGCUUGAGACAUCAGGGAUGAACGACGCACGUGAUUACGGAUACACAAAUAGUUAUGUUUCAGUUAUUCAACUUAUCAAGUAACAAACGAAUCAUGUCAGUCCGUGAGAUGUAGCACAGGAGAGAGGGUGUGGUGUGUCUGGGACCUUAUCUGCUCCCUGCAGCACUGUGUGUGUGAGUGUUUGUGUGUAAGUGUGUGUGUAUCGGGGAGUGGCUGGCCAGCUCUUCUCUGAAGAUCCUUACAGUAACUCUUUACUCUCUCCAGUUACGGAGCCCUAUCACUAGCUAACUUCCUGUUCGUGGUUCUGUCGCUGCUGCAUGUGAGCUCUGCUAAUGCUGCAUUUUUCUAUAGCUCUGCACUUCCACUGGCCAGUGCCCUGAGGAAUACAGCAUCCUUAAUGUGAGGUCAUCCCCACCCACUCCUGGCUGUAAGACACCCACUGCGAUACGUAGAAGAUGAGCAAGUCCCCCACCCCCAAAGGCACCCCGGUGCAGCGCAGCCCCAGUGAUGGGGUCCCUGAGGGCCUCCUGUCUCCUCAGCAUUCCACACCCAGCUCCGGACCCCAGCAUAAGAAACACAUCUCCAGCCUUCUUCAGAGUCCGUCAUUCAGGGAGGAGCUGGAUGUGCUGAUCCAGGAACAGAUGAAGAAGGGUGGCAGCUCAUCCAACCUAUGGGCGCUGAGACAGCUGGCUGAUUUCAUGGCCUCACAUGGCUCCCCAGCCGCCCUGCCCGUCUCCCCUUCUAACAUGAUGAUGGUGACACCCAUCAAUGACCUGCAGAGCUGGGAUCCUGGCAGCAUGGUGAAGGGGGAGAGGUUGAUGCGCUGCAAGCUGGCUAGUGUCCAUCGCCUGUUUGACCUGUAUGGCUGGGCCCAGAUCAGCCGCACCUGUCUCACUCUGCGUGUUAGUAAAGAACAGGAACACUUCUUGGUGCUUCCAGACGGCCUGGCCUACAGUGAGGUGACUGGAUCCAGUCUGGUAAAGGUGAAUGUCCUGGGUGAGAUGGUGGAGAGGGGCAGCACCAACCUGGGCGUGGACCCUGAGAAGUUCAGCCUGCACUCCGCCAUCUACUCGGCCCGGCCAGAUAUUCGUUGUCUGCUUCACCUCCACACGCCGGCCACGGCUGCGGUUUCAGCAAUGAAGUGCGGCCUCCUGCCGCUGUCCCAUGAGGCUCUGCUGGUCGGUGAUGUGGCUUAUUACAACUACAACGGAGCCAUGGAGGAGGAGGAGGACAGAGUGGAGCUGCAGAAGAGCCUGGGGCCGACCUGUAAGGUUCUGGUACUGAGGAAUCACGGCAUCGUGGCUCUGGGGGAGUCUGUGGAGGAGGCUUUCUACUCCGUCUACCACAUCCAGGCUGCCUGCGAGAUCCAGGUGUCAGCUUUGUGCUGUGCCGGUGGUGAACAUAACCUGAUUCUGCUGGACCGGACCACCCAUAAACCCAACGUAGCCGGUACCGUGGGCUGGGCUGGCUCCACCUUUGGACCCCUGCAUAAGAGCCGCAUCGGGGAGCAUGAGUUUGAGGCCCUCAUGAGAACUCUGGAUAACUUGGGCUACCGUACAGGCUACGCCUACCGCUUCCCUGUGCUGCUGGAGCGGUCGCGGACACGGAGGGAGGUGGAGGUGCCCGCGACCGCCACGGCUUUCCACCAGAUUGAUGACGACGGAGUCCACCCGGCUCUGAGGCAGCACCCUUUUGCUCAGCGCCAGCAGCAGGAGAGGACUCGAUGGCUCAACACCCCCAACUCCUACCAAAAAGUCAGCCAGGAGCAAGCUAGCCCGGGAUACCAGCGCAGCACUUGGUUGAAGUCAGAAGAGGUGACUCAAGCCGGCAGCACAGCCAUCAAGAUGGAGAACCAAAACCAGUUUGUGCCUCUUUUCACCAACCCUCGAGAGGUGAUUGAGACACGAAACAAGAUCCGACAGCAGAAUCGUCAGGACAUGAAGACAGCAGGACCACAGUCUCAAGUCCUCGCCGGCGUUAUAACAGUUGACAGCCCUCCGUCUCCAGUCAGCUCACCUAAUGUCCCACCAGAGCCAGAACCUCCCAACCCCUUCAACCAGCUGACAGACCAGGAGCUGGAGGAGUACCGCAAGGAGGUGCAGAAGAAACAGGAUGGAGGGACCAACGGGGAGGAGGUAGCAAAUGACAAGGAGUCUCCCCCCACUACCUCCCCCACAAAGGGCCCUCCGCCCAGCCCCCCUCCUACCUCAGAAGAGGCAAAGACCGACUCUCCAGCCAUACAGAAUGGAAGCGAAGAGGAGAAGCAGAUGACAGAGGAACUCGAGAAAGGGAUGAAGGCUCUUUCAACCAACGACACCUCCUCCCCACCCGCCGCUCCGACCCCAAAGCUACAAAGCGGCACCCCGGAGGGCUCACCUUCCAAGUCCCCAACCAAGAAGAAGAAGAAGUUCAAGCCGCCGUCGUUCCUGAAAAAGAGCAAGAAGCAGAAGGAGAAAGCUGAGACCUGAGGCGUUCAGACACACCUGACCUUGGUGAAAUACUACUGUGAAACAUUUCUUAGUGUAUGACGGAGUAGCAGAUGAUUUAUCCACAUCAGAUGUAUUCAAACACAGUCGGUUAAGAUGUCAUUCACAGACACUAAAGGUGUACUAAAUUGACUUACAAAUACUUUACUGUAACACUGGUACUCACUGAUUUGAUCCAAGUGGUGAUUCAUCUUAGAAAACACUGACAAUUAAUUUCACAAACUAUUUGACCCAGGUCGGAUACAAACCAACAUUUUAACGCUUCUUGUCUCUCUCACACACACACGCACACACACACACACACACACACACCCACACACACACACACACACACACACACACACACACACACUCACACAAAGUCUUGCAACUUAUUUUCACCUGCUGUGCUAUCAAACCAUUACUUAACUUCACUGUAUAGCCAUUCAAACAUGUUCCUCUCUGCAACUGGGAUUACGAGUGUGAUCUUGUGCACUUGCCUCUCAUAAUUUAUUUUUUUCCUUUUUUUAUUUUAUCCACAACUUUGCAAGACAUGGUGGAAAUUGAAGCCCCCUUGAAGUAUGCACCCCUUAUCCACGUAUAGGCACUUGACAUGUGUAUAUUGACAUUCUAAUAUGUUGCUUUUGUUCAUCACCACAGGCAUCUUCUAGUCAUGAUUUGGUUCUCAUUAUCAGAUCGAUGUUGCAGGUUUGCUAUGUGAGCACAGGUGCAGUACGUGUAGAAAUAUACUGAUAAAUACUUAUUGUGCUCUUCUGAAUGAUGGUUCUGUGUAAAACUAUCAGCCUAUUGACGUUAUUACAGCAGGGAAGUACAAGGGAAGAGAACGCAGGGAAAAUGUGCUGGCUCGCAACAAAACACAAGUCGCUAUCAAUGCCUCUAUUACCCAAAACAAUUUGUUGCUUGCCAAUGCAGUGUGAAACUCAGUAAUAGAAGAUACUAAUGGUACUAAACAUUCCGAUUUUCUCAUUUUCUUUUAAAUGUAUGUGUGCAAAAUGCCCUCUUAACAGUUGUAAUUACUUUCCGUUUUAACCAGUAGCUGUUAUCAAAAUGCUGAUGUGUGAUGUUUGCUCAUGGUUUUAAUUUAUUUUAUAUUAGAAUGUAUAAGUGAGUGUUGCAAGGUUACCAUGUAUCAGUCAUUAAAGAUCAAGUUUGAUUUAAAA